AUGACGUCCUUAUUGACACUCCCGGCAAUGUGUACUCUCGUCGCUGUGUACAAACGAAUGCCGUUAAAAAUAAUCUUCGUCGCCGCUUAUCUGUGUUCAUUGACAUUGCUCAUUGAUACAAAACCACAAGUGCUCAGUAUUCCAGUUACGCGUCACGUUGACAACGAACAAGUAAAAUCAUCAAAAGCACUAGUUGGUAAUGAGAAUAUAACUAACCAAGGGAAUGCUUUUUGGACUGGAAGUAUUAGUAUUGGUACGCCACCGCAAAGUUUUAUUAUUGAUUUCGAUACGGGUUCAAGCGAUCUGUGGGUGCCGAGUGCUUCAUGUACAGGGUCAUCUUGUGCAAAUAAGAAUAAAUAUAACAGUGCACAGUCAAGUACCUAUCGUGCAAAUGGUUCUCCGUUUUCGAUCCGCUACGGUGAUGGUUCGUAUGCUGUGGGGCAUUUUGAUAAUGAUACAGUCACAUUUGGUGGAUUACAAGUUAAAAAUCAGGUGUUUGCGGAAGCUACUAGUGAAGGGGGUUUUGAAGGUAGUAUAAGCGAUGGACUGUUAGGGUUGGGAUAUCAGCGAAUAAGCAAUGGUGAAGCACCUGUAUUCUAUAACAUGUGGGCACAAAACUUAAUACCGCAGGCACUCUUCUCAUUUUACUUUAAUCCGAUUAUAAGUUCAGGUGGUGAGUUAAUUUUGGGUGGUAUUGAUACAGGAAAAUAUCAAGGUCUAAUCACUAUUUCGGUCGGUGGACGAACGUUUUGUGUUAACUGUUCCGCCAUUGCAGAUACGGGUACUACAUUGAUUCUUGGACCAACUGCACAAGUUCAAGCAUUAAAUACAUACCUGGGUGGCACGUACGAUCAAUCGAGUGGAUACUGGACAAUACCUUGUAUGAAUAGAAGUACAUCAUACUAUCCAAAUGUAACGUUUACAAUUAGUGGUCAAAUGUUAACACUGAAUGUCUUACAAUAUGUCGUAGUAUGGGGCCGCACUGGUGCCUGGACAUGUGGUCUUGUAUUUGUAAACGCAUCACUUACAGAUCUUAAAGGAGCUCCGUUCUGGAUUUUAGGUGAUUAUUUUCUUGUACGCUACUAUUCAAUCUAUAAUUUACAAACGAAUCAGGUUGGUUUUGCUAAAUCCAUAUCGUACAAUGUAUUCAAUUCAUGGUACUAUGAUUACACACUGUUUCCAAACGUGACAGCACCGCCAACGGCAGCCAGUACCACCACUAGUGGAACGACAAUACAAGCUCCACCAGCACAAGUACAAGAACGACAACUUCGACAAGUACAAGCUCCACCAGCACAAGUACAAGCACGACAAGUAGGUCUAUAA
Molecule: messenger RNA, 1326 nt
Organism: Didymodactylos carnosus
Lineage: Eukaryota; Metazoa; Rotifera; Eurotatoria; Philodinida; Philodinidae
Source: the annotation of a GenBank genome assembly